Molecule: messenger RNA, 1116 nt
Organism: Sclerotinia trifoliorum
Lineage: Eukaryota; Fungi; Ascomycota; Leotiomycetes; Helotiales; Sclerotiniaceae
Source: the annotation of a GenBank genome assembly
AUUCAUUGCCUGGUAUCUAUCUACCUAUACCCACGCCAUUGAAAGGAAUGAUGUGUACCUACCUGAGGAAUCGACUCUUUGUUGCGCAAGCUCUCAUAUAAAUCUAAUGCUUACCCCUCUUCCAUCCUUUUGUUCUCCAUCGUUCUCAAUUGCAAGUCAAUUCUCCUCAAUUGAUUAUAGCUUCUUAUUCAACUCAUAAAAUCAUUGUACAAUCUUCUCCUCAAAGUUUAAAGUAGAAAUCUAUCUCAAUAUGAAGUUCUCAAUCAUCCUUUUGGCUGCUGCUACGAUUAUCUCCGCGGCUGAAUUCCCGGGUCAGCCUGCUUGUGCAGUAUGUUCUCUUUAACUCCUUUCAUACUCAAUCCUAGUUCACUAACCACUGCCACAGAGUCCCUGCAUCACUCAAGCCAUCAGCCAAGGCACCAAUUGCGACAUUGAAGACUUAGCUUGCCAAUGUCAACCAUCCAAUUUGGCCGGCAUCUCCACCGCUAUAGUCCCCUGUAUCCUAGGCUCAUGCACUGCCCCUGGAGAGUUACAACAAGCUCAAGCUGCCCCAAAUCAAUGUGACAAUCUAGGAUCGUCCACCGCUACUACCAGUAGCGAAUCAUCUACUUCAGAAACAUCUUCGGCUUCUCCUGGUUCAUCUACUACUUCGGGUCCGGCUUCGACUACUGCUUCCGAUACCAGAACUACUGGUCCAACCACCACUUCUAGACCUACUAAUGGAACAUUCACAACAAGCCGACCGACUGCCACUAGUACAGCUGGAGAGGUCACACAAAAUGCUGCGCAUUCUGUUGGAUUGGCAGGUGUUGGUGGUAUGGUUGGUCUUCUUGCAGCUGUGGUUGCUGCUUUGUAGAUGGGUUUGUCUUUCAGAUUUGGGAUGCCAAUAUAUAGCAUUGGAUUUCUUUUGGUAUUUAUGUAAUGCUAUGGGCCAGAGAAUGGAGGAGGAUUUAGUACUUAUGGGACAUUUGGAUUUCUCUAAUCGCGUAUUGAAAAGGUAAUGGGGGUAGCUUUUGGAUGGGGAUAGGCAGUUCCAUGGGAACCAUCCUAGACACGGCAAGAUUUGGCAAACUUACGACAUUCCUUUACGACAAAAACUUCUUAUAUCUGUUAUGU